This is a messenger RNA of Plectropomus leopardus (leopard coralgrouper), 4274 nucleotides long. It is a transcript of the gene cracd, whose product is annotated as capping protein inhibiting regulator of actin dynamics. The record is from RefSeq and is a predicted model, not a curated record. Lineage: Eukaryota; Metazoa; Chordata; Actinopteri; Perciformes; Serranidae. Gene Ontology annotation, biological process: maintenance of gastrointestinal epithelium; negative regulation of barbed-end actin filament capping.
CGAGCCCUCUCACACGACAGCAUCUUCAUCCCGGAGGAACCAGCGGCCGAGCCCGGUCUAGAUCACAGCAUGUCCCAGGAAAACGUCUCGGAUAAAGUGAGGAAUCUGCAGAGGCAGAUAGCACAAGGUAUAAAGUUCGGCCAGAGGCCUCCUUCUCUGAGGAAAAGCGAAGGAGAUGAGGGGAGUUCAGAUGAGGAGGAGGUUCCCCGGAGUCCUCUGAAGGUUUUGGCUCAGGUAGAAGCCGAGCCAGCACACACAGAGCCAAAGCAGGUCCAGGGUGCUCAACAAGCCGGACCACACAGCACCCCAGUGAAGUCACCGAGGUCCAGACGAGUUCUUCCGCCUACUGGUACCAUCGAGUCCAUCAAUCUGGACGCUGUCCCACAGUCUGCUCCUCGCUUAGACAACACUGCUGCCAAGCAUAAACUCUCCGUCAAACCCAAAAACCAGAGGGUUUCCCGCAAACACCGGCGGUUUACACAGGACCUCCAAGAGGUGUCUAUUCCCGGUGCGGUGCGAGAGGACCUCGAGGCAGCAGGCGUCUUCACAGACAAGCAGCGCAGAGCAUCUGUUGAGUCCCUGGAAAGCUUCAAGAAGCAAAGACUUCAUGAGGAGGAGAGACAGGAGACGAGGAGGAAGAGGGAGCUGGAGGAGCAGAGGCUCAAACAGGAGGAAGAGGAGAGGAGGAAGAGAGCCGCAGAGGAGCUGAGGCUGCAUGAACUGGAGGAGGAGAGGUGUCGUAAACGGCAGGAGGAGGAAGAACGAAGGCUCAGAGAGGAGGCAGAGAGGAGGAGGAGGGAGGAAGAGGAAAGGAUGCAGCGAGAGGAGGAGGAGCGCAUCCGGAGGGAGGAGGAGGAGGCUGAAAGGAGGAUGCGAGAGGAGCAAGAGUGUCGACGGCGGGAGGAAGAGGAGAGAAGACGACUGGAAGAGCACAGGAGGAAAAAAGAGGAAGAAGAAGCAAGGAGGCAGCAGGAGCUUGAGGCCGAGAGAAAGUGGAAGCUAAGAGAGGAGGAAGAGGAAAGAAAAAAGAAGGAGGAGACGGAGAAGCUGAGGUUGCAGGAGAUUGAAGAAAAGAAAAAAGCAGAAGCAGAGGAGCAGAGGAGGGCUGAGGAACUGCGCUGGAGGGAGAUGGAGGAGCGACAGAGACCUUUCUCUUUCAAAGUUUCCUCUGGAGAAAAGCAGAUUUUGUUCCAGAAGGUCAACUUAACGCCUGUUACGCCGGCAUCCAGCCACCAGAACGCUGCCGUAGCUGAGCAAAGAGAGAGCGCUAAGGUGUCCUCCUCUGAAGCAGCAGACUCCCCGAACCUGCCAUCGUCUCCAUAUGUCCCCCAUACCGCUAUCUUAGUGACAGGCGCCCAGCUCUGUGGGACGGCCGUCAAUUUAGACCAGAUCAAAGACACCGCCUGCAAGUCUCUGCUGGGUUUGGGGGAGGAUAGAAAAGCCCAGGGAACGCCGCCAACCAAGAGUAAGACUUCACCGGACCGCAAGUCUGGCAAAACCAAAUCCCUCAACGAUUCGGCACUCUCUACAGACCAGUCUGUCCUGGCAGAAUGGGCGAGCAUCAGAUCAAAGAUAUUCAAGGGAGUCGAGGAGGGGAAGUACGACGAGUAUCCUGACCCGAGUAAGACCCAGCUUCAGCCCAGCACCGAGGAGCCGCCUGCGUUUUCCCACACCAACCUCAGGAAGACCAUGUCUGCCAGCGCCAAGUUCUCCAUCACCCCCGCGAAGAAGAAGUUCGGAGACUCAAACCGUAAUUCUGAGGUUUUUGGUGCAGAUGAUAAGGAAGCAGAAGAGGAAGCGACUCAGUCUGAUAGUCCAACUGCAGCCUCCCCAGCUUCAACUAGUAAACCUCAAAACAGGACGAGUAAAGCCGUCCGCAUCGUAGAAAGAGGGUCGGAGGAGUGUAUGUUUGCCAAAGACCUCCCCUCUUUUCUGGUUCCAAGCCCCGGAGCCAAAUCUGAAGGGCUGGAGUUGAAGAGCAGGGCGCAGAGCGAGACAGUGGCGCCUGAAAGUCGAGAGGAGGAAGAGGACCGAGGCCAGGACGUCGAGGACAAGCCCUCACCUUUUGGAAUAAAGCUGAGGAGGACCAACUACUCCCUCCGCUUUCACAGCGAGCAGUCCACUGAGAAAAGGAAGAAGCGAUACAGCGCCGGGGACAGCUUUGACGGUGUCCCUUCGCCUCUCACCCCCAUCGAGCCAGACUCUGACACUUCCUCUGUCUUUUCUGACAAAUCUGCGAGUCCCACAUCGCCUCAGAGAGAGGGCGCGGUGGGCAAGUACUUGCAUGCAGCUGCCUCCCCUGCUGUCCCUCGGGCUAAACCGGUUAAGUCUGCCAGCCCAACCACACACAGCGAAGGUGAGAAGGUGCUUUCAAAGCCGCCAGUCUACCGAAGACCAACCACGUCCCCCAAACCAAGUGUCCCCACACCGCCACCAUCGCCACUACCUAAAGUGAUUCACGGGCCUCCUAGUGACGCUGUGAGGACAGGAGCAGCAGAGUCAUCGAGCCAGGAGCAAACGCACAGGAGCGAAGAACCUUCAGCCGUGGCCCCGUUACACCGGAGCAGCCAAGGCCAGGUCCAAGGAGAGGAGGAGCCGAAGGAGAAGAGAUCCUUCUUCCCGUCCAUCAACAUCCCCUGGAGAGAGAAAGCAGACAGGAAGACAGAGCUCAUCAAGAGAGAAAAACCCUCACUACAGAGCAGGCACUCCCUGGACAGUGCGAGGGUCCAGGAGAAGGAGGCUGGGCCCUUAUGGAUCACACUGGCUCUGCAGAAGCAGAAGGGCUUCAGGGAGCAGCAGCAGAACCGAGAGGACCGCCGGAGCCACAGAGAGGCCAAACUGGCUGAAAAACAAGCUAGAGAGAGAGACAGUGCUACGCUGGUGAGCCCCACAGAGAGCAAAGGAAGUGGGAGCUCCAGUCCCUCUUCUAAACCUCAGACACCAGAAGAGCCCAAGAGACCCGACAGCCUCCUGGGACGGUUUGAGCGCAGAGAACACCUGAAAAAAUCCAACACUUUACCCAGCUCCGUCACCGUCGAGAUUGCAGACUCUACACCGUCGCCACCUGCUGUCAAGGAGGUGUCAAAGCGUUUCCCCUCCAGUGACUCUCCGCAGGUGUCCACAGAGCCAGCCUGGCUGGCACUGGCCAAGCGAAAGGCCAAAGCCUGGAGCGACUGUCCUCAGAUCAUCAAAUAACCCCCCACCCCAGCUUCACUCUGGGCUCUGCUGGCCUGCAUCGAGACUGCACACUGCCCAUGGACUCUAAAGCAACCUGGAGAGUCACCCAUCCCCCGCCCCCGCCCUCCAUGAAAACCCUCCUGACUGUGAAACAAGUAAAGCCCUCCAUCACCACACCCCCCCACACACACACACUGGCUGGUACUAUUAUCAUGUUAAAGUGCGCUUCACAUUCAAAUAUUCCAAUACAAUCGCACAGAUAUAUGUAAACAAUUGCGCGCAUGCACAUACUGUAUACAAACACAAAAAGUAUAACGUUGCAGUCCGGGGCGGCAGCCAAUCACAACCAUGGCUGGCCAUUGCAAUAGCCAACCCCAAUUUUUUUUUUUAUUUUGUAGCCAACUGCGUCACCAUGGUUGUAAAUAAAUCAUUCGCUCAUCACAACAAAAGUUCGUAGAGAGGUGAAGCUCUGACAUGUGACAGUGUUUAAUCAACAGAGGGUAACUGUCUGAAUCGUGUUUUAAGGGCUACCAGUAACAAUAACUCGACAUGACCCUGUUGAAUCUGACGGAAGUGUUACAGGUAUUAUUUAUGUAAAGAAACGAUACUGUAUCUCCUCUCUGAGCCUUGUUUGUCAUGAACAAUUUUUUUUUUUUUUUUUUUUACUCAUACUCGAAACCUUAGCAUAACAAUUCUCACUGUGUCCGUGACGACUGUGAUAGCUGUCAAAAAGGCUAUUGUACAAUUUUUUGCCAUUUUAAAGUAACCUGUCAUAAUCACACGGUGGGUGCACCUAAACACAGCACUGAAGACCACAAGUGUUAAUGGGCAUUGACGUGACUUGGAUUUUUUUUUUUUUUGCUAAUGGAGACAGACACCUGCUUGCUGUAACAUACAAUUCUUGUAGCCGUCCUCCCGUAACACACUUGUGUUUGCAGGCUUACGCCAUCACUUCCUCGUAAAUGUGAUAUUAUCUUAGCAUUUCCUCUGUGAAAGGGAAAAAAAAACUCCAGCAUUCUCAUUUCCUGCCGCUCAUUCACUGAUCUGUAUGUAUGUAAGUAUGUACUGUACGGAAGGCGUCAGAAAGAGUCACUUUG